AUGGUGUUAUCAGAUGAAGGAGAAGAUCAAUUGCAUAAGAAAUUACUAGAUUUAUGUGGCAAGUUAAGUUUGGAUCAAAGAACAGUUUUAUUAGCAUGGGAUAAUUUUAUCAGUAUAAACAAAAAUUUUACACUGGAGGGAGACUCAUUGCACUGGCUAGGAUGUGCAGUUUUUGUAGCUUCCCAAUCAGUGGAAGUACCCAAUCUGAUGUCUUCUGUAGUCAAAGGUAGUGGUAUAAACCUGACAAGUCUACUAAGAUGUAGUAAUUUGAGCUUUGUGCAGUUUUUCACAAACAUCAAUUUGUGGGCAGACAUGGCACACUUGCCUGAAGAAUUUCGCCAAAAAGUAAAACAUCUACAGGAUACAUUUGGUGUUGCCCAUAGUACAUUUAAAAAAUACUAUCCUAUAUUUUGUCAGAUAUUUCAGCCACCAAACUCAACAGAUUUAGAAAAUUUUAAACAACAUAGAAAUCGAAAACUCAAACCUAUCAUGUGCAAUAGUUCUACAGUAUUUGAAUUUGUAUGGAGUCUCUUUGUUACAUUAAAAAGCGAAGAUCAACAGUUCGGCUCUGAAUUAGUAAAAUCAUAUCACUUAAUGUUUGCCUGCAUUGAUUUAGCAUUUAAGAAUGCAUUUUUGGCAGAAAGGCGAGAUCUUUUGAAACCAACCUUUGAACUUUUACCUACCGAUUGGAAUGAACCUGGAUUUGUAGUACCUCAAGAGGCUCCAUGUCUGAUGAAUUAUUUAUGUAAGUUGCCAUCCACAUUAACAGAAGCUAUGCACAUGAAAGUAUAUGAUUUGAAGAAGUUAAUGGGAAAUCUAAUUACUAAUGAUAUAUUAAAAGUUGACCCUAAAGAUUUCACUGGACUUUUUGACCAAGAAGUCUUCAAAGACAAUUUUAAGAAUAUCAAGACUGCUUAUGAGACACAUUUAUUAAACACUGCUGAUAUCGACGAAAGAAUAUUUUUAGCUGAAUAUCGAAGAUUAUUAUUAGUGCAACAACAACAAGCAACAUGGGGGCAAAGUGUUCGAGCAUCUCCAUUAUCAUACUCAGGUAAGCUUUUUAUUCAGUCUAGCGUAACACCACGUGCUCCCGAUACCCCGUUAACCGGUAGAGGAUACUUGCCAAGAGAGUCAGACAGCUCACCUUUAUCUGCUGAUAGAACUAUUACCCAGAAAAUUGCACGUUUACAUAAAAUUGUAAAUAACCGACCUCAAGGUCCUAGUGAGGCUUUAUUAAAAUUAUUGGAAUCGUGCGAAGUAAACACCAUUGAGAAAAUUCAAGAAAUUUUAAAUAGUUUAAGUGAAAAAUUUGUAGUCGCAUAUAGUAGCAAAUACAAUGGCCGCGAAGAAGAGGCAAAAAAUAUGUUACAAAUUGGUGUCACUUUAUUCUAUAAAUAUGUUGAAAAUCUAUUAGAUAAUGAAAGCAAAAUUAGAAAUGAUAUAUCGGUAAGUGCAUGGAACGAAACUGUAGACACUCGCAAAUAA
Diabrotica balteata is the source of this 1485-nucleotide messenger RNA. NCBI's taxonomy places the organism in Eukaryota, Metazoa, Arthropoda, Insecta, Coleoptera, Chrysomelidae. The record is from the annotation of a GenBank genome assembly.